AAGAUGCGGGGAGGAGGAGGAGGAGGAGUAGGACUGGAUCCUUCUCCCUCCUUCUCCCCCCCACUCUCUGCCUCUGUUCAUGUCCUUGGCCCUCUCUCUCUCACUGUCUCUGUCUGUCUCUGGUCCUUGUUUGGAUCCUGUUGCAUUCCUGGUGCAGCUGCCGUGUCCACUCGCAGCUUCCUUUUCUGGGCGUCGUUCAACUCCUGGGAUGAAGCCCUCUUACAUGUAAAACCGGUUUCAUGCCACCGAAUUCGGCGCUGUCAGAUAUUGCUGGGUGCUGAGCCCACGUUUCCGAUCAGGUCUAUUCAUCAGCUCGCUUGUCAACUCCCCGAGUUGCCCUGCCCUACAGGGCUUAGUGAGAGGUUUGUUAGACUCUCUCUAGCAUUCUUCCGCAUUUGUCCUAUUCUACACGAAUUGGCCACGAGUGGUAGACCCUCCAAUAAGACGAUGACGACGUAGGGGGAUGCGUGUGUUGAUGGAGUGUGGAAUCUAGGCCAGCCCCAGCGAAAUGUCUUCAGCUUGUACACUAGUCAGUCGAGAGAUGACUGAACUCGAACUCAGUUGCAAUGUCGAAGUUCCCAUUUUAAGUACUGUGAUGACUGGGGGCUGUGGUGAAUCUGUCUGAAACAUCUGACUGAAUGCUCUCUGGCGGUCCGCUCGAAACGUUUUCGGUUUGGUUUGCGAUGAACGGAGAGUCAAGCUUUCCUGUUAAAACUUGUCUAAGUUUGACAUGGGUUACUGCGGAAUCCUUUCUUGUGGCAGCUAUCGCAUGGAGUUUUGCAGCGUGGAUAUGGUGGCACUGGCGAGAGCAACGCAAGCUUCCGGGACCGUUUGCAUGGCCUCUGAUCGGUUGCCUCCCUGAACUCUCAGCGAACUGGGACAGACUCCACGACUGGGUCCUAGAACAAUUCUCCGAUGAUAGGCGGACGAUUUACGUUCAAUUCGGAUAUCCUGAUGUUGCUGUCUUCACUGUGGAUCCUGCGAAUGUGGAACAUCUCCUCAAGACAAAUUUUAGUAAUUAUCCCAAAGGCGAGAGCAACUGUAAUCUGAUGCGGGAGCUCUUUGGGGUUGGGAUCUUCACCACAGACGGCGAGUUGUGGAAAGAGCAGCGUCGCAUGGCGAGCUACGAAUUCUCGUCGGCAUCGUUAAGAGAUUUUAGCACCGACGUAUUUCGUGAAUAUGCCUUGAAGCUCGUCUUCAUCCUCUCACGGUUUGCUUCCACAGGAGCCGAUUUCGACUUGCAGGAGAUGUGCAUGCGGAUGACGCUCGGCACGACGUGCAAGAUUGGAUUUGGGGUGGUGCUCGAUUGCUUGUCGCCGUCCUUGCCGAAAAUCCAAUUUGCGCAGUGCUUCGAUGACGCAAAUUUCAUUUCUUAUCACCGCUUCGUAGACCCUCUGUGGCACGUGAAGCGCGCACUCAACAUUGGGCGGGAGCGGAAGCUGAAGCACUGUGUGAAAGUGUUGAAUACAUUCACCUAUAAUGUUAUUGAGAAGCGGAGGCAGGAGAUGGCGUCUUUUAACACAAAGCCCGCGCAGUCAGACCUCUUGUCUCGCCUCACAGACCUGUGCAAUCGCGGCGGAGAGAUUUCUCACUACGUGGACACGGCUCUUCGUGACAUGAUACUGAACUUCAUCGUCGCCGGGCGCGACACCACGGCUGGCACUUUGACCUGGUUCUUCUACAUGAUGAGUUCGCAUCCCGAGAUCGCAGACAAGAUUUUUGACGAGCUUUCUACCGUUGUGGCAGUCGCCGGAAAGCACAGUGAAGAAUUGACAGAGGAAUCAGUUGUGGAGUUUUCCAAGCUACUGACUUACGAGAAGCUUGGCAAACUUCAUUACCUCCAUGCUGCCUUAUCAGAGACUCUGAGGCUCUAUCCCGCUGUUCCACUGGACAGCAAGCAGGCAGCGGAGGACGAUGUGCUUCCAGACGGCACAGUGGUGAAGAAAGGUAGCAUGGUUGGGUACGUGCCGUAUUCCAUGGGCCGCAUGAAGUGCUUGUGGGGGGACUACGCCGCAGAAUUCAAGCCCGAGAGGUGGAUUCAAGAAGGGGAAUUCGUGCCGCAAUCUUUGUUCAAGUUCACGGCCUUCCAGGCGGGACCGCGAACGUGUCUUGGAAAGGACUCCGCCUACCUGCAGAUGAAGAUGACAGCAGCGCUGGUGAUGCGGUUCUUCACGAUCCGCGUGGUCCCGGGGCACUCUAUGCAGUACCGCACCAUGCUGACGCUCAACAUGAAGCACGGCCUCCGUGCGGUGGUCUCGCGCCGCUGAUCCACGCACGCACGCCCGCUCUGCUGCGAACGUGGACAUUCCCUGGGAGUGCGGGACUUGCGACAACACUUCCCCCACUUCUUCUUCUCCUCAUUGUUGUUGUUGCUACUGCUGCUGCUGCUUUGCGCUUCCAACCCAAUUCAACUUGUGUUGCAACGUUGUUUAUUCCCUGAAGCAAGCAGCACAGCAAUGCUGCCGUCUGAUUUCUUCCAAUUUCGGGCAAUGUUCUGGUUUAUGGUUUCUAUUUGGUUACCAUAUCCAUGCUUUUGUUGGAGUUGUAUAUUCUGUUUCUAGCAUUUUUGAUUGAUUAGGAAUAUUAUGCUACUUAGCUUCUUAACAUAGUUUGAGAGAUAAGAUAUAUGCUUUUGUACAAACUUCUUUCAAUAAAUUUGUAAUUAUGGAUACAACUCAA
This is a messenger RNA of Physcomitrium patens, 2679 nucleotides long. Its product is annotated as cytochrome P450 704B1. Lineage: Eukaryota; Viridiplantae; Streptophyta; Bryopsida; Funariales; Funariaceae. The record is from RefSeq and is a predicted model, not a curated record. Gene Ontology annotation, molecular function: heme binding; oxidoreductase activity, acting on paired donors, with incorporation or reduction of molecular oxygen; iron ion binding.